This is a messenger RNA of Durotheca rogersii, 468 nucleotides long. Its product is annotated as putative RNA-binding protein 8A. The record is from RefSeq and is a predicted model, not a curated record. The transcript has 2 exons. Gene Ontology annotation, molecular function: mRNA binding. Gene Ontology annotation, cellular component: cytoplasm; nucleus; exon-exon junction complex. Gene Ontology annotation, biological process: RNA splicing. Bases 1 to 468 code for a protein of 155 amino acids. NCBI's taxonomy places the organism in Eukaryota, Fungi, Ascomycota, Sordariomycetes, Xylariales, Xylariaceae.
AUGGCUGACGCUACCGAUAUGGACAUCGACGAGCCCGGCUCCCCGCAGGAGACGGCCCAGGCCAAGGUCAGCGACAUGCAGACGCACACCAAGGCCACCGCCGUGCGCUCCAUCGAGGGCUGGAUCGUCAUGGUCACCAACGUGCACGAGGAGGCCGACGAGGAGGCCCUCCACGACAAGUUCGCCGACUUUGGCGAGAUCAAGAACCUGCACCUCAACCUCGACCGCCGCAGCGGUUACGUCAAGGGCUACGCCCUCAUCGAGUACCCGACGCUCGCCGAGGCGCGCGCCGCCAUCGACGGCGCCCACGGCACGAAACUGCUCGACCAGACCAUCGGCGUCGACUUCGCCUUCGUGCGCCCGCCCCCCGGCAAGGCGAACCGCGGCGGGCGCCAAUCCCACCGCGGCGGCCGGGGCCGCACUCGCAGCCGCAGCCCGGAGGGGAACAAGGGCGACGAGGCGGACUGA